UUGAAGAUCGCGAAAAUAUCAAAAGGAGUGGACAUUAAAUCUCGUUUUAAAAAGGAAAAACGAUGGUUGUAUGUUCCAGUUGGAAAAGUGGCUUCUGCUCAUUAGGCCAGUUUUGCACCAAUGAACACAUCAAUUUUCAGGAAUGUUUGUCUCCCAUGAAAGAAGGAUUGAACUGCGGGAUGUGGAUCUUUUCUGCUUUCGGACCAUUCCCAAGAAAGGGCAAUAUUCCCAAUUUUAUAGAGGAUAGAUCAUUUGAGGAAGACCGGAUGCUGUUCUAUGAGUCAAGGCAGUCGCUAGGACAGAUCUCUUUUAUUACGCAGCGAAAAUCGGAUGUUCAAGUGGCCACUAACAAGACUUUGCAAUUGCUAUGUUUGACGCCCCAAACAAAGGAUACUCUGAUCCAAAUCUACGAAAAACCGAUUGCACCGGAGCCCAAGGCUCCCUUCCCUGCAAGCGAUGCCACGCCUAAAUUUGACGGUGUAUUUACAUUUGGAUUAAAUAAAAAUCCAAAUACACCUAUUAGCCAAGGCACUAGCAGAUUUGGUGAAAACCGGCCAAUUUCAAAAGCGUGCCGCAAAAUUGAUUCCCAAAAUGUUUGUUUAAAUCGAGAAAACAUGUUUAAUUGCACUACUUCACAGAAUACAAUUUUUGGAAAAGCCACUGGCAAGGCUCAAGUAGACAACUCCAUUUAUAAAUUGAACACAGCAGUUAAUACAAUGAACAGUAACGUUUUUGGUAAAGGAGCCAAUAUGCCAGGACCAAUAUGUUUUUCUUCUGGAGCCACUGCCAAUGUUAAAAAUAACAACAUCCUUGGAUUUAACACAGCGAAUGCUAGUUCACAGAACACCAAAGCUGGCAACUCCUUUAAUGCAAAUACAAUCUUUGGAGGAACACCGUAUUUUUCUCAAGGAGAAAAUGUAAAAUCCACCGGAGAAUCGAAAACUCAGAAAACAACAAAUAUUUUUGGACAACACCAGAAUCCUUUUGGUUCCCAGAAUCCCAUUUUUGGCAUAGGAUUAAAAACCCCGGAAGCAGUAAAUAUUUUUGGACAACCCCAAACGAGUAUCCCGGCAGGCCUGGCCCAAAAACCAAAUAUUUUUGAAGGCCUUAAGCUCCAGCAGGGCCCACAGUCCUCUGAAAAGGAAAGUAUCCAGCAGAAAACCGUUACUAGCUCGACGAAAACGAUGAGGUGCAACAAGUGCAACUCCUUACUGCAUGUAUCCGAAGAAAAUACCGAAACGAAGGGAGAGGCCAAGGCGGUGCAGGACAUGCAGCUACCUGCUCCGCAGAAAAUAAUGGAGUAUCUGGACAGGCACGUGGUGGGUCAGGACUUGGCCAAAAAGGUGCUUGCGGUGGCAGUGUACAACCACUACAAACGCAUCCAACACAACCUUCCGCAGCUUGACCAGCUGCACAUCUCUGAAAUUGGUUCAACUGAGGAAGAACUGUCGGUUGCUGGACUCAAAAAAGAAAUUGCCAAUUGGAAACUUCCUGAUCUACAAUCCGAAGACGUCAAGCUGGAAAAGAGCAACAUCAUCAUGCUGGGCCCAACAGGAUCGGGAAAAACGCUACUGGCCAAGUCCAUAGCCAACUGCCUUAACGUUCCGUUCGCCAUUUGUGACUGCACCACUUUGACGCAAGCGGGCUACGUUGGUGAGGACAUCGAGAGCGUCAUCUUGAAGCUGCUGCAGAAUGCGGAUUACGACGUGAAGCGAGCUCAAAUGGGAAUAGUUUACCUAGACGAGGUAGACAAGAUAUGCGCCGUUUCUGGGAACAAAACGCGUCGUGACGUCGGAGGUGAGGGUGUCCAACAGGGUAUGCUUAAGAUGCUAGAGGGUAGCGUAGUUAGUGUUAAAGGUCGAAAAGGAUUGUUUGGAAGUAAGGUCAAUAUCGACACUACGAACAUCCUGUUUGUGGCCUCAGGAGCCUACUCUGGCCUGGACAAGAUCAUCGCGCGACGUGUCAACGAAAACGGUUCAAAACAGAACUCGGCCAGUGAAUCCAGCUCCCAGGAAAUGGACCAAAAAAAGCGGGAUGAGUGCCUCAAGGAAGUCCAGGCAUGUGACCUUACCGAAUUCGGAAUGAUACCAGAAUUCAUUGGCCGGUUCCCGGUCAUAGUGUCCCUCCACAGCCUUGAUGCCAGCAUGUUGGUUCGCAUUCUUACCGAACCACGCAAUGCUCUAGUGCCGCAGUACAAGGCUCUUUUAAGUUUGGACAAUGUGGACCUGACAUUUAGCGAUGAGGCCAUAGAAUCAGUGGCCCAAUUGGCGGUAGAAAAGAAUACGGGAGCACGAGGGCUACGCUCCAUAAUGGAGAAACUGCUGCUGGAUCCCAUGUAUUUGGUGCCCGGCUCAGAUAUUCGCGGAGUUCACAUAACCGCCGAUAAUGUUAGGGGCAAAUCCAAACCCGUGUACACACGUGACGGGAGUGAUCCGACACCCGUGACCACUGACACGGUCUCGGAUGCACUAUCUGCUGAUGAUAAGAGCACCAAGGAUCAAGAAAAUUAAAUCAAAUUUAAAAAUGUUUUUUUACCAUUUCCUUUUUGUGAAAAAGGCCUCGAACCUUAUUCCAACUAAACAUACGUAAUUCCAGUGCCUUUUUUGUUCUAUUAUAUUGUUUAUAAAAAUAAACAUAAAAGAUAUGAAUUUAUCCAAACUAUAAGUACUUACAUAAAAUAUCCAUAUUACAUAUAUUGGAUUGUAUUAAUCGAAAUAACGUUAUUAAAUUAUGUUAUGUUAUUAAUUAUGUUUCGAAUAAUAAAGUUCACUUAAUAUUUGUAUGAGAUA
Molecule: messenger RNA, 2789 nt
Organism: Drosophila ficusphila
Lineage: Eukaryota; Metazoa; Arthropoda; Insecta; Diptera; Drosophilidae
Product: ATP-dependent Clp protease ATP-binding subunit clpX-like, mitochondrial
Exons: 3
Coding region: 63-2510 (815 amino acids)
Biological process (GO): protein folding; protein catabolic process; proteolysis
Cellular component (GO): mitochondrial matrix
Molecular function (GO): ATP binding; ATP-dependent protein folding chaperone; ATP hydrolysis activity
Source: RefSeq, a predicted model, not a curated record